Candidozyma haemuli is the source of this 1383-nucleotide messenger RNA. RefSeq names its product protein translocase subunit (gene TIM50). Gene Ontology annotation, molecular function: phosphoprotein phosphatase activity. The transcript has a single exon. The record is from RefSeq and is a predicted model, not a curated record. Lineage: Eukaryota; Fungi; Ascomycota; Pichiomycetes; Serinales; Metschnikowiaceae. The coding region runs from base 1 to 1383 and encodes 460 amino acids.
AUGCUUGCAAGAUCGCUUUUGCGGGCCACCAUGCCCCGUGGCCAGCUAGCCGUCCGUGCGGUUCCAGCAGUGCAAAAACCACGUUUUUUCUCCCAUUCUUCGCUAAGCUACAAUGAAAAGAAGAAGGACGAAAAGCCAAAGUCUAUCUUGGACGACGACAUGUUGGCCAAGGCUGGCUUUGAGGAGGAGCCUUCUGCUGAAGAGAAGAAGGAAGAAACCACCGACAAGUCUUCUCGCAGAAAGCGUAGAACUCAGACUACCAAAGACCGUCAAAGAGAAAAAUGGGCCAAUAUCUUCUAUGGAUCCAUGCUUGUUGGAGGCAUUGGUGCUUUGGGCUACAUGUCGAGAGACUGGGACUCUGCUGAGGAGCAGAAGGAGCUCGAGGCGCUUGAUAUCGAAAACGGUUACACUCCAGGCUUGAUGUAUGAGCGUUUGUCUAAGAGAUGGUCCAAGGCCUUCUCUUUCUUCUCUGAGCCUGUGUUUGAAAACUUGUUGCCUCCACCUCCUCCAGAGGCCUACCGUCGUCCCUUGACCUUGGUUUUGGCCUUGGACGACUUGUUGAUCCACUCUCUGUGGGACACUAAGCACGGUUGGAGAACCGCCAAGAGACCUGGCUUGGACUACUUCUUGGGCUACUUGUCUCAGUACUACGAGAUUGUGAUCUUCUCCACCAACUACCAGAUGUCUUCUGAGAGAACUGUCAUGAAGAUGGACCCAUUGAGAGCAUACAUCCAGUACGCCCUUUACAGAGAGGCUUGUAGAUACAAGGACGGUAAGCUCAUCAAGGACUUGUCUCUUUUGAACCGUGACUUGGCCAAGACCGUCGCUGUUGAGGUUGACCCUGAUACUGUUUCCAUGCAAAAGGACAACGCCGUUGUGUUGAAGCCUUGGAACGGAGAGUCCGACACUGCCUUGGUUGACUUGAUUCCCCUUUUGGAGUACUUGGCUACCCAGCCCAUCAAGGAUGUUAGACCAGUCAUUAAGUCCUUCAGCGAGUCUGAUGAUGUUAUUACUGAGUACAAGAAGAGAGAGGCUCGUUUGAGAGAGAAGUGGAAGGAAGAGAACAAGCAUCUCUUUGAGCGUGCUGGCAAGCCUAACAUUGGUACUUUCCUUGGUUCCAUGGUCGGCAUGUCUCCAAGCGCUUUGAGCAAAGAGCCAAAGAUGCCAUUGGAUUUGAUCAGAGAGCACGGUCAGGCUCAGUACGAGAACUUGCAGAAGUUCUUGCGUGAAAACGCCCCUAAGUUCAUGGAGGAGGAGCAGAAGAUGAAGGAUGAGUUCGGUAAGAUGACUUUGAACAAGUUGAUGACCGAGGGCAUGCCUACUCCUGAAGAUAUUGCCAAGCAACAGGCUGAAAAGGCUGAGGCCGAGAAGUUGCAAGCUUGA